Molecule: messenger RNA, 999 nt
Organism: Helianthus annuus (common sunflower)
Lineage: Eukaryota; Viridiplantae; Streptophyta; Magnoliopsida; Asterales; Asteraceae
Product: septation ring formation regulator EzrA-like
Exons: 4
Coding region: 1-999 (332 amino acids)
Source: RefSeq, a predicted model, not a curated record
AUGGUUGCUGAAGUGAAACUUACUGGUGAAGAAAGACAUGCACGUCUUAGAUUGGAUGAUGUGUAUGAUGCUUACAAAGAAGCAACACUAGUAGGAAGGUGGAGCAAAGAAAAAGAAUGCCUUAGGGAGAUUCCAAGGUACAAGGAGAAAGUUGAAGAAGGCAUUAGGAAGGUGAUAUAUGCUAGUUUGGAGAAGAAAAAGACGGUUGAGGAGAUUGUGAAUGAGAGCGCGAAGUUGGUGAAUGAAGUGAAGAAGGUUGAAGAGAAAAUUGAGGAAGUUGUUGAAGAGAAGCAGCAAGUGUUUGAGGAAGUUCAGAAUCCACAAGCAAACGAAACCACAGUGCUAAUCACUGAGGUAACUACUCAAUCUGAUACUUCUGAUCAAAUUGAUAAAACUGAACAACAGUGCAAGAAAUGCAUGGAAACAUGCAGUGCUUGUACUGAAAAGGAUGAAAAACUUAAAAUCAGAGACAUUGAAUUCACCAAAAUAGAAAAGAUUUUCAAAAAUAAAAGUCAUGAAAUGAUUGAAACUGUUUGCAACGAAUGUGUUCCAAAAGAUAAAACAAUUCAAGAUUUGCAAAAGGAAUAUGAUGAAAUGAAAUUGUCAUAUCAUACUGUAAAAGAAGCGUAUAAAACUUUUAAAAGUAAAGUCAAAAGUUUAGACGAUAGAUUGUGUGCUUGUCAAAGAAACACUAAGUUUCUUGAAGCUAGAUUUGAAGAUAAACAAAGAGUUUUAAACCAAUAUAUUGAUGAUGUUGCUAAGCUUAAACAAGAAUUGGCAGAUAAAGAAAAGUUGGUCAAUAAAUUGCAAAGUUACCAUUCAUCGUCAUAUAUUCUGCAACGUAUUUUCAACAUCACACCCGAUGGGAAAGAAUCAGAAAAGAACAAAAAGGGAAUUGCGUCUGAAUACCAUCAGGUUCUCAAGAACUUUGAAAAAUAUCAAAAUAGAGAUGAGAGCAUCCUGGCACGAGCAGAGGAGGCUGCUGGUCCCUGCGUCUGA